GAGGCGUGUUCUUCCGUGUGCCUUGUUCCCCUGCUCUCUGUUCCUCUCCGUUGCGAGCAAGCUGAAAGAUUGGUCUGAUGUGUUUUGAUCUCUGCUGCCAGGGACCCUAGGGCAAUGCCAGCGAUCUACAACGUGGCGACAUGGCUCCAUCUUUGGAAUUCUGAUAAAUGCUGAAAACCAGCUGAGACAUACAGGAACUACUGUUUUCUUCAACUCUCCAUUGGUACAGUCAUUGAUUUACUAGUGGGACCACAUUCUGUGAGCCAUUCUUACCUAUCCACUUUCUGCAUACUUAGAGAGAUCCAUGCUCUGAGUUCUGUUCAUCUGGAAAACUUUUACUAAUACAGAAUGCAGUGACUUAUGAGGACCUGCAUGUGAACUUCACUCAAGAGGAGUGGGCUCUGCUGGAUCCUUCUCAGAAGAAGCUCUACAAACAUGUCAUGCUGGAGACCUACAGGAACCUCAAUGCUAUAGGCUUUAAUUGGGAAGCCCAAAAUAUUGAAGAACAUUGUCAAAGUUCUAGAAGACACAGAAGGUGUGAAAGGAGUCAGAGUGCAGAGAAACCCUCUGAAUAUACUCAACGUGAUAAAGCCUUUGCUUUAUCUGCUCACAGUCAUGCCCAAAGGCAUGAAAGGAUUCAUACAGAAAAGAUCCCCUCUGAAGAUAUUCACUGUGUCGAAGACGUUUUACCUUACACUAGUCUCCAAGUACAUAAAAGAACACAAACUGGACAGAAACCCUAUGAAUGUAAACAAUGUGGUAAAGGAUUUGCAAAGCCCAGUCAUCUUAAAAGGCACGAAAGAUAUCAUACUGGAGAGCAACCCUUCACAUGUAAUGAAUGUGAUAAAGUCUUUUCUUUUAAACAUCAUCUCCAAACACAUAUAAGCAUACGUACUGGAGAGAAACCCUUCAAAUGUAAUCUGUGUGAUAAAUCCUUUUCAAAACAUAAUCAUCUUCAAAGUCAUAGAAGAACACAUACUGGAGAGAAACCCUACAAAUGUGAUCAAUGUGAUAAAGCCUUUUCUGAGAAAUGUAAUCUCCAAACACAUAUAAGGAUACAUUCUGGAGAGAAACCCUACAAAUGUGAUCAAUGUGAUAAAACCUUUUCUGAGAAAUGUCAUCUCCAAAAACAUAUAAGGAUACAUACUGGAGAGAAACCCUACAAAUGUAAUCAAUGUGAUAAAGCCUUUUCUCAAUACAAUACUCUUAAAACUCAUAGAAGAACACAUACUGGAGAGAAACCCUACAAAUGUAAUCAGUGUGAUAAAGCCUUUUCUCAAUACGGUCAUCUUCAAACUCAUAGAAGAACACAUACUGGAGAGAAACCCUACAAAUGUAAUCAGUGUGAUAAAGCCUUUUCUCAAUACAAUACUCUUAAAACUCAUAGAAGAACACAUACUGGAGAGAAACCCUACAAAUGUAAUCAGUGUGAUAAAGCCUUUUCUGAGAAAUGUAGUCUCCAAAGACAUAUAAGGAUACAUACUGGAGAGAAACCCUACAAAUGUAAUCAGUGUGAUAAAGCCUUUUCUCAAUACAGUACUCUUCAAACUCAUAGAAGAACACAUACUGGAGAGAAACCCUACAAAUGUAAUCAAUGCGAUAAAGCCUUUUCUCAAUACAGUAAUCUUCAAACUCAUAGAAGAACACAUACUGGAGAGAAACCCUACAAAUGUAAUCAGUGUGAUAAAGCCUUUUCUAUGAAAUGUAAUCUCCAAAACCAUGUAAGGAUACAUACUGGACAAAAACCCUUCAAAUGUAAUCAAUGAGAUAAAGCCUUUUUCCAAUACUGUCAUCCUCAAAUUCAUAGAAAAACACAUACCUAAGAGAAACCCUUCAAAUUUAAUGAAUGUGAUAAAGCCUUUUCCCAGCAUUAUAAUCUACAAAUUCAUAAGAGAAGACAUACUAGAGAGAAACCUUACAAGUUUAUUCAGUGUGUGUAAGUCUUUUCAAAAUAUUUUCAUCUUCAAAAAAUAAAAGAAUCCACACUGGAGAAAAAAGCUACGAAGGAAUUGGAUUGUGAGCAAAUUUUUUACAAUUUACAUUUCUGAAUGUAUAAGUGAACGUACUGAAGAGAAAGACUAUGGAUGUGAUCAUAGUCUUAAUCGUCAUGAACAUAUUUUAGGGGCCAGAAUCUUUCUGAGUAUAAGGAAUGUGGAAAAAUCUAUGCCAGGCAGUUAUCUCCUAAUGCAGCCUGGAGCACAUACUGCAGAGACAGAGAGAGAUAGAGAGAUACAGAGAGAGACAGUAUAAAUAUACACAAUGUGGUAAACCUUUGCGUAUCACAGUUAUCUUUGAAUACAUAAAAGAGCACAAAUAUAUCUCAGAAUUCAUAAAAGAAGACACUGAAGAGAGAAACUGUGUGAAUAAUGUGGUAAGGCCUUUGCAGUUGACAUUGACAUUGAUCUCAUCAUGUAUAAAUUAACACAGACUUGUAAGAAAUCUCAUAAAAAUAAAAAUAAGAAAUGUCGUAA
Molecule: messenger RNA, 2471 nt
Organism: Mus musculus (house mouse)
Lineage: Eukaryota; Metazoa; Chordata; Mammalia; Rodentia; Muridae
Gene: Zfp934
Product: zinc finger protein 934
Exons: 5
Coding region: 441-1766 (441 amino acids)
Biological process (GO): regulation of DNA-templated transcription
Cellular component (GO): nucleus
Source: RefSeq, marked validated